Molecule: messenger RNA, 2701 nt
Organism: Hylaeus anthracinus
Lineage: Eukaryota; Metazoa; Arthropoda; Insecta; Hymenoptera; Colletidae
Product: leukocyte surface antigen CD53-like
Exons: 5
Coding region: 178-639 (153 amino acids)
Cellular component (GO): membrane
Source: RefSeq, a predicted model, not a curated record
CAAUGGUACCGUUUCGACUGAGAAAAGGUCGGAAUGUCUCGGGAUGCGUUUCAACAAGCUCUCGCGUAAUCGUCUGUCGCAGCGGUGCAUUAAACCUGCCUUUUUAACCGUCAACGCGGUAACAUUUGCAUCGUUGGCGUUGUAACAUCAAUAUGGACCCUCACCGAUGAUAAAAUAAUGUCGAGAUUGAUGGGACAGCAUUUUUUCCUGAUUACCAUAUUGUUCACCGGGUUCAUUGGUUUUCUCACGUCCUUGCUAGGGAUUGUUGGACUGGCUCGAAAAAGGCGAAAGCUUUUAAACAUGUAUGCCACGUGUUGCUUACUGUUCCUCUGCAUCAUGUUCGUCAGUGCUAUAAUGAGCUUUUGGAUCUUUGAGCACAUCACGACAAGCAUCCAAAAUGACAUGGUCAGCUCCAUGGAGACUUACCAAUCGCUGUUAUCGAGUAGAGAAGCUUGGGACAACACUCACAGACAUUUGAAGUGUUGUGGAAUUAAGUCUUCGAGCGACUGGGCGAAGUAUCGCAUCGCCGUUCCAAAAAGUUGCUGCGCUACGUCUAUCGAAGAAUUACUGAGCUUCGUCCUGACAAUCUGCAUCCUAAUAGAACUGAAGGAACGUCCACUCAGUCGAUCCGUCACGUAAAAGAGAUCCCGAGGUCGAAGAUGAACGAGGAUCGAGAACGCUUGAAUGAUAGUACUCUCCAAUGAAACGUUUUCCCGUUUUUAUUAUCAUAUAUAGAUCAUAUAUUUUCUGAAAACAUUUAAUAUAUUGUACUUAUGAUAGUAAUAUUGUAAGUUAUUGGACAUGCUGGUUUUGUGUUUCGUGACACAGUGUGUGUGUGUGCCAGACGUGGCAGCGGUUCGUCAAUUGGAAUUUUAUAUCGAUAUCAUAUUUUUUUCUUUUUAUCUCGUUUGCAUUUUUCUUUUUGUCAAACUUGUUUGCCUCUGCGACGAUCAUCGUUCGUCGCGAGUACCAGGGGGCCAGAGUGGGGGAGGGAAAUACAUUUAUAAAAAUUAUCUGUGACCAUCAUCGCUUUCAUCCUCGAUAGGGGGUUCCCGAAUGAGUGAGAUUCACGGAAUCGAUAUAGAGGGAUUCGGAAGGGGGAGCAGAGUCCUGACAAAACGGAGUGCGGUCUCCCAAUUGUCGUUCGAAUGCUAGACGAAAUAUUGACACUGCAAUAGUUCGUCGAACGCGUUACAGAUCUGUCUUUAUCUCUCCCAUCGUCGCUCGGAUAAGCUUGGUACCUGUGCUUGCACCUGCUCCGUCCACGGAUUUCUUGGUAACCGAGUCGCUCCCUUCGUUUACCUUGUGUAUAUAUACGUAUUGAUCUGUGUGUCAAGGUACGUAACCGUAUGUGUGUGUAUGUGUGUGUUUGUUUUUGUUUGUUUCGAGUAUGUUUAUCGCAUGUACAGAAAGACACAAUCAUAGAGGACAGGGCUGGGCGCAGUCUCAGGCAGGUUCCAUCCAAUUACAGAUAUAUUAUAUCAUAGCAAACAUCGUGACUAUUUACAAUAAAUACAGUCGAUUAGAUUAUAUAAAUAAAAUAUAUCGUAUCGUUAGUUUAGGUUUACAGCAACACGUGACAGUAAACAAUUAGAUCAGCGGCAAAGUAGCGUUAAUCUACUUAAAGGGUAGUGGUCGUAGUAGCUGCAGCAUGACUUGACUCUUCUGCAUUCACUCGCUCUCUCUCGCUCUCACUCUCACAUUUUCUUUCUUCAAUUAUUUUUUUUUCUUUUUAAUCUCUCUCUCUCUCUCUCUCUCUCUCUCUCUCUCUCUCUCUCUCUCGUGUGCCGUUCCUGAUCUCGACAAGGUUCGCUUCGCGAGAAUCGAUCAUCAUACAUCCACGUGGUCCGACGGAUUCAGCUAGCUUCCGGCCAUGGAUCUCGGUUAAUUUUCCUCAUUUUCGCAUUUCACGAUCCGCGUAUAGUUAUUAAUUAAUACAAUCGUAAUAAUCAAUAAUAAUAAUAAUCGUUCGAUCUGCUCCGUCGAGCAAGUUCUACCCCGUUAAUUCCAGAAUUAUUUAUAUUUAUGUAUUUAUACGUAUAUAUAUAUAUAUAUUUAUUUAUAUUCAUAUUUAUAUUCGUAUUUAUAUUAAACGUGUUCAAUCCUCCAGAGAAAACGCGUAGAAAGUUUCAUUUUCUUUUUCCCCCUUGUUUAUUUUUUUUCCCCGCGAAACAAAGACGAAACUUCACGGAAGUGAAGAGAGCGAAUGCGUCGUUUGCUUCUUCUUAUUCGACCGUUCACUUUCUCUCUGGCACGAUCGAAACUGCGAAGAACGAGCUGAAGAACCGUUCUUGCGACCCUGCACGUUUGGGAAUCCAUCGUACGUUUAACCCACCCCCUUUCUCUCUCUCUCUCUCUCUCUCUCUCUCUCUCUCUCUCUCUCUCUCUCGCUCUCUCUCUCUCUCGGUUUAUCUCUCACUCUCUCGCAAUUUUCAAUAAUUUGACACUCGAUACUUUUUACUUCUCGCUUUGAAAAAUAGUCGAUUCUUCGAACGCCAUUGUCGAUUCAAUGGUAAUUAUAUACGGUUGCAGAUAUACGAAUAAACAGGGAGGGCUUGGAGCAGAAGGGCUCUGGGUGGAGUUGGAGGAGGGGUCAGUGUGAGUGUUUAGAGCAGCGAUUCUUAACCACUGUGAAUUCUUUUAUAGUUCUCGAUCUGUUAUUGGAAUUUGCCGAAGGAAACGAUAUAGUUUGAAAUACAGA